AUGACAACACUUCAAGAUGAUAAUUCAUUAGUUACAAGUCAAAGAGCUGAAUAUUAUCCUAAUUCAAAAGCACCAAAUUAUAACCCACCAACAGCCCAAAAUUUUAGUCAAAAUCUCAUUUCUCAAGAAUCUGGAACUGUUCCUAUUGAACAGUCUCAACAAACUUAUUUUGCUAAAACUUAUGUUCCUCCAAAUCAAUACAUUUCACAAUAUAUGUCAGAACAACCACAAAAUGAAGUUCAAAUAAAUAACCAAAUACCUCCUAAUGCUAUGAAUGUUCAGUCAUUACCUCCUUAUUUAACACAACCAACUCAAAUGAACCAAGAGACUACUAUUCCAGUUCCAUAUAUUCAACAACCAUCUUAUAAUCAAAACCAAUUUGUUGUACCAACACAAUAUGAAGAGCCUAAUGUUGUUAAUGAUUUUGAUCAAUCAGAUAAUCUGAGGGAAAAGAAAUAUGCACGUUUAACUAUUACUUUUGCUAUAUUAGGAAUUUUCAUGUCACCACUCUUUAUUCUUUCCUUCUUAUUUUCAAGAAAAUCAAAGAGAAAGUCUAUUAGAGUAAUUGGCAAUAUGGCUCUUUUAUGUUUUGAUAUUCUCUUAUUAGUAUUUGUCUUCUGGAUCUUUACGUCUUAUUAA
Entamoeba nuttalli P19 is the source of this 639-nucleotide messenger RNA. RefSeq lists its product as hypothetical. The transcript has a single exon. NCBI's taxonomy places the organism in Eukaryota, Evosea, Mastigamoebida, Endamoebidae. The record is from RefSeq and is a predicted model, not a curated record. The coding region runs from base 1 to 639 and encodes 212 amino acids.